Molecule: messenger RNA, 537 nt
Organism: Entrophospora sp. SA101
Lineage: Eukaryota; Fungi; Glomeromycota; Glomeromycetes; Entrophosporales; Entrophosporaceae
Source: the annotation of a GenBank genome assembly
AUGAACAAAUCAAACCCAAAAAUAUUGAUGGCGCUUAUGAUACUCAUAAUAAGUCUUAUUUUCAUCCUUCAGUUUACAAGCCCAAUUCAACCAACUAAUGUUGAACACUUACAAAAAAGACCGCUACAACCAGAUCCAAAUGCUUCUACUAGUAAAACUACCGAGUACUCGCCUGGGAAAGAACCAUGUAUAUAUGCUAAUGAUCCAAGAUGUAGUCGUGGACAAACAGAUCCAACAAUAGUCAGUACAACAACAGAAGAAAAUGAAAAAAUUACAACACAUAAAAUCUACACUACCACUUUAACAUUAUUUUUCCCAGGGUACACCACUUAUGCAUCUUCAACAGGGACCAACGGAGAAUUAACAACAUUUGCAACUUAUGUCCCACCAAGUACUCUUGUAAUUGUCAAGAAAGUUGAAUCAGUUGAGGCACCAAUAUUAACACAAGAAACUCGGGAUUCAUCUGGAGAUAUGGAACUCUCAAUUUAUAAUUUAUACAGUGUUGCUACAUCAUUAUUUGUUAUUGCUGUAACAUAG